Messenger RNA from Solanum dulcamara, 755 nucleotides. RefSeq names its product 14 kDa proline-rich protein DC2.15-like. NCBI's taxonomy places the organism in Eukaryota, Viridiplantae, Streptophyta, Magnoliopsida, Solanales, Solanaceae. The record is from RefSeq and is a predicted model, not a curated record. The coding region runs from base 94 to 525 and encodes 143 amino acids. The transcript has a single exon.
CAUUUCAUCAUUCCAAACACCAAACAAACACCAUUUUUCAUAAACUAGCCACAUCUAAUUGUCGAGAGAGUUAAUUUCUUAACUUUCAAAAAAAUGGCUAAGUUUGCUAUACCCUCCAUUGCUCUUCUUCUCACAUUGAACAUUCUUUUCUUCACUAUGGUUAGUUCCACUUAUGUCCCAUGCCCACCACCCCCACACUCCAAACCCCCCCACCCUACCCCUACCCCUACCCCCUCCACCCCCUCUACCCCAUCAUCAAAAGGAAAGUGCCCAAAGGACACAUUAAAGCUAAAAGUUUGUGCCAAUUUGUUAAAUGACUUAGUGCACCUUGUUAUUGGAAGUAGUCCAGCCAAGACUAAAUGUUGCUCUUUAAUUAAAGGACUUGCUGACCUUGAUGCUGCUGUUUGCCUUUGCACUGCUAUUAAAGGCAAUGUGUUGGGAAUUAAUCUCAAUGUUCCACUUUCACUCAGCUUAUUACUCAACAAUUGUGGCAAAUAUGUCCCUAAGGACUUCCAAUGUGCUUAAUUUAUUAUUAAGCUAGCCAAAUUUCUUCAUAAAUAGUAUUUUGUUUCAGUGUGUGUUUGGUGUUUUGUAUGCUUAUAUAUAGUCGUUUAUUUUCGAAGGAGUUACUAUAUGUAGUUUAUUUUGAUUGGUUAGAAGGAAGGCUAUACUUGUUGCCUUUCUUUUUGUUGUAUGAUCUCAUUUUCAUCAUGAGUAAUAAAUGAAAUAUAUUUGUGGAGUUUAUAUAUAUCAUA